AUAAUAAUUUAAAAUCAUUUUAAAAAUGGACGAGGGAACAGAGCUGUCCGUCACCAUAGCUCAGAUUGUCCAGCGCCUCAGAGGAACUCACUUACACACCCACCUCGAGAAACAAGCCAGAGAAUGUUUACACGGUCCUGAGAUCAAGCUUGAAUCUUUAAAAGAAGACGUCCGCAAUUUCCUAAAGGCUUCAGGGUGGGAAAGGAAGUUGCAGAAUGCUGUAUACAGAGAACUGCACAUUUUGCCUCCACCUGCUCACCCUGCAGCUACUCCUGAGCACACUAAAGAGCCGCUGGAAUACAUGCGCAAAGCACAGGCCUGCUGGGAAAAAAGGAUCCUUAAGAGUCUCAACAGUAUGUGUACUGAGUUGGGGGUUCCACUGGCUCAGAAGCGGCCCAUUGCAGAACAGAAACAGCUAACAACCAAGUGGAAUGAGAUGGGCACUGAUGAACCAGACCUAAGCAAGUUCAGGCCUGUGUACGCACCCAAAGAUUUCCUCGAGGUGCUAAUCAGUCUGAAGAACCCCAACCAUGACUGCAGUGAGGGACUUAAUUCCAGAAGCCACUGGGGACUCAUCCAGAUCUCCCUCAAUGUCCGUGAUAUCCCACAGAUGAGGGAGGCUUACGCAGAACUGGGCUUGACUUGUGGCCAACUUGGCAUAGAUGACCAUGCACACAUUCCCCCAGAUUUGUUUGAAAGUGAACACAUUCGUAUUGGAAAGAAAGUGUUGAGUGAGCAGGACAGUGCGGCUGCUCAGCAGUAUAGCAGGCAGGGUUGUCCCACCGGCCUCAGAGCUCAGCUAUGGGCUCUCAUCCUCAAUGCUACUAAUGAACCUGAGGACAACAUGCAUUAUGAGCAACUGAAGGCUGCAGUCAUCCACCAUGACGUGCUGGUAGAUAACCUAAUAUAUAAGGAUGUGAAGCUGACUGCCAGUAAUGACGAUUGCUACUUUGUGUUUGAAGACUUUUUGUAUCAGGUCCUCCUGUGCUUCUCUCGAGACACAGCAGUUUUGGAGCAUUUCAGCUAUAACAGUGCCACCCCUGCCAAAUCUUACAUCCAGGGUAAGACCAGUGCAGAGAAGUUUGCUGUGGUGUAUCCUCCAAACGGUGUUAUCCCUUUCCAUGGAUUCUCAAUGUACGUGGCUCCUCUGUGUUUCUUGUACAAUGAGCCGUCUAAACUGUACCGUGUGUUUAAAGAGAUGUAUGUGCGCUAUUUCUUCAGACUUCACUCCAUAUCCUCUUCCCCCUCAGGUAUAGUUUCUCUGUGUCUGCAGUUUGAGAGGUUACUCCAAGCCCAUCUUCCUCAGCUCUUUUAUCACUUACAAGAAAUUGGGGCCCAACCAUUGCGCAUUGCCUUUAAAUGGAUGGUUCGGGCUUUCUCGGGGUACCUGUCCACUGAUCAGCUGUUGUUGCUCUGGGACCGUAUCAUCGGCUACGACUCUUUAGAGAUAGUGGCAGUUCUGGCAGCUGCCAUCUUCACGUAUCGAGCUGAAAAUCUGAUGGAGGUGACAUCACUGGCCUCGGCUGAGGCUGUCCUGGCUGACCUCUCGACCCUGAAAGUCAUGCCCCUACUGCAAAUCUUCCUCUUUGCUCCAGUCAUCUGAGGAGCCUUAAUGUAUGUGACAUCAAAGGCUCUGCCAGGCUGUGUUCCAGACUACUGGGACUGAUGACACUUCAAAUGUAAAACAAACCCCAUUUACAUUUUCUAAAAAUGCAUUAAAAACUAAGAACUUACAAAUCUAAUUGUGCUUUCUAAAUAUAAUAAACAAUAGAAUGUGACACCAGCAACACACUUUAAAAAAGGUUGGGACAAAGGCAAAAUAAGACUAAGAUUAUACAAGUAACACUGAUUGUUCAAGAUUAUUAUAAAUAGAGCAUCCACCAAAUGUGUCUUUGCAAGCAAGGGGUUGUCAUGGUUCACCACUUUGUGCCAAACUUGCAUUGGUCAUGAGAGAAUUGUCAGUCAGUACAAAGACCAUGUUUCUCAGUGGAAGAUUUCGAAGAAUUUAGGUAUUUCCCCAUCUACAGUUCAUAAAAACAUAAAAAGGUUCGGGAAGUCAGAGGAAAUCUUAGUGCUUAAAGGCCAAGAGUGGAAAGGAAAAGGUAAUGUGACCCAGUGGUAGACAUGCUUCUGUCCCAGCCUUUUUGAGUGUGUUGCAGGCAUCAAUUUCAAAAUUUCUUUAUAUUUAACUAAAAGAAUUAAGUUCAUCAUCUUUGCCCUUUU
Molecule: messenger RNA, 2223 nt
Organism: Trichomycterus rosablanca
Lineage: Eukaryota; Metazoa; Chordata; Actinopteri; Siluriformes; Trichomycteridae
Gene: tbc1d19
Product: TBC1 domain family, member 19
Exons: 21
Coding region: 26-1603 (525 amino acids)
Source: RefSeq, a predicted model, not a curated record